Molecule: messenger RNA, 2403 nt
Organism: Gaeumannomyces tritici R3-111a-1
Lineage: Eukaryota; Fungi; Ascomycota; Sordariomycetes; Magnaporthales; Magnaporthaceae
Product: retinol dehydrogenase 8
Exons: 2
Coding region: 490-1716 (408 amino acids)
Source: RefSeq, a predicted model, not a curated record
UGGAAGGGUUGCGGCGGAAAACGGGGAGAUCUCAAGGCGCAAAUAUGUACCACUGUACCUACCAAGAUACAAUACAUAGAUCAGGGAUUUGGAUGGCUUUGAUGCCACACCCAAUGUGAGCGUGCUUAGCUUACCGUGCGGUUGGGAGCUGCGGCUGGGGUUUCGUGUGGCCAGGCGAGCUGGGCACUGGAGGUUGGGGCGUCUGACCGCGUUGACCAUCCCCAGUGCCAGUGCCCCUGAGAUCAGACGGGCUGAAUUUGGGGCGCGCAGCAUCAAGAACCCGGUCGAGCCCGCACCCUGUCAGUUUGUGGCCCUGGUGCUGCGUUGCAUCGCCCCGAACCCAACAGCCGCUUUUCCAGCCUCUGCUGCAGGCGGCUGAUUGCCCAUCCUCGCAAGAGGCCUGCCGCGCUGCGUCGCCAGCAUGCUCGGUCGCGUCGAUUGAAAGCCGACUCCGUCGCCGCAAGAGAAUCGUAAAGAAAGACCGCCGCAAUGGAUUCGCGAAGCGCCACAUUCGAGGGUUCGGAGGCCGGCAGCGUAGGGCAUGUCCCUGCACUGUCGCUCAGGCUGCAGCUGCCUGCAAGCUGCGAUCCACCCUCCCCUCAAGGCCCGACGAAACAGCUGGUUUGGAUCGUCUUUGGCGGGACAGGGCAUAUGGGCCGCUCCCUGGUCAAGUGCGCGCUUGCCCACGGCGACAAGGUCACCACGGUGGGCAAGACCUUCGAGUCGACGCCUGAGUCUAUGGUGCAGCAGCAUGAGAACUGCUUUGGCGCACUCUGCGAUGUGCGUGCCAAGGACUCGGUCCGGCGCGUGGUCGACAAGACCCUUGAGCGCUUCGGCCGCAUCGACGUCAUCGCCAACUGCUCCGGUUUCGGCGUCAUCGGCGCCUGCGAGGACCAGGACGAGCACGAGAUACGCAAUCAGUUCGAGACCAACUUCAUGGGCACCCUGCACAUAAUCCAGACCAGUCUGCCCUACUUCCGCCAGCAGGGCGCCGGCCGCUACCUCAUCUUCAGCUCCACAUCAGGCGCCCUUGGGGUUCCCGGCCUGGGGCCCUACUGUGCCACCAAAUAUGCCGUCGAGGGUCUCGUCGAAGCUAUGCUGUACGAGAUCGACUCCUUCAACGUGAAGGCCACCCUGGUCGAACCGGGCCUCGUCCGCCGUGAUGAGCCCGACUCGCAGGCCAACCCGCUGCCAACCUGGGGUCACUUCCUUAUCCGCCCGGCCAGCGAGCCGUAUUCGAGCGCCACCUCGCCCGCACUUCACGCCAAGCGCAUGGUCCAGUGGCUCGGUGACCGCCAGCCAACAAGCGCCGUCAAGUGUGCUGAGCUGGUGUGGCAGCUUGGUCACUGCUCCUACCCGCCCCUCCGCCUGCUGCUAGGUAGCUACGCCAUCGAGAGCAUCCGCGACCGCCUACGCUCUGUCACCGAGGAGCUCGAGGACUGGAAGCACCUCAACUUCCCGCCCGCCCCGGACGUGCCCGGUCAACCGGGGCAGAGUCAGCAACAACAGUCACAACAGCAGCCACAGCAACAGCGACAAUCACAGGAGGAAAUCCCAGAGAAAAGCGAAAAGGACGAGAAGUCAGAUACACACAAAGAAGACAAGCCCGGUGCAAGGAUGGACGGAGACGUGAAGAUGGAGGACAGGGACGAUGACACGGCCGGCUCUACCACCAGCAUGAUAGACGUCCAGGCGUCAAAUGUUGCCCAAGAUUGACUUCAAUGAAAUGCAUUGCAGAGCUGGAGAACUCCAACGCCCCUCUACGGGGGCGUGCCUUGGAUACCUUGAGCCCUCGCGUUGUGCCAACGAUCUGAAUGGAGGCACAGUAUGUGUUAGUUCUCUGUUUAGUCAGUUGAUUGCCAACUUGGUCCACAAUAGGCGGAUGCCUAGUCCAUGUGGAUCGUGCAUCAAUGGCUUUCGUAACGCCUACCGGCCGGUCGGUGUGCGGAUUGUUCAGAGUCCAUCCAACCCUUUCCAGUCCGAGCCAUCAACCUGGUCCUCCUGGCUGUUGAUCCCAGAGGCUGAGCGGCCGUGGUGUGAACGCACGGUACGGGAACACAGCCACGGGGUUUGGCAGCGCUGCCAGCCAAUCAGGGUCCCCCCGCAGAUGCAGAUGGCUCUAGCCAGACUAGCUCCCCUUUUCAGCCCCUUUUUCCUACGCCAUGUUUUUAUUUUGCGGACCCAUUAUCCCCUGCCCAAAUUGUGACGUGAACCCCACAUUAGUCAGUCCCGUUGGUUGUGCCGCCUCGACACCGCCUGGCGCACUGUACCCUCUGCCAAGUUAGGACCAGCGAUGCAUGGUCAUUUCAACGGGGGGUGGGAGUUCCCGAUAAGCAAUUUGCCAGGUUUUAAUCUUGCGCCUGAGUCCGCCCUCGGUUUUUUUCAUGCUCUCAACUGCCUUGU